AUGAAGGCUGUCCAGCUGGUUCGCAGCGGACCUGCGAGCCUUCGGAGACAACCAGAGUCUGCCGCUCGGGCGUCCCUCGCGCGGCCGUGCACGGCGCGCGGGCCCCACGGCUCCGUGCGGCCCGCGGUCGGCCUCGCCCUGCGCCCUCGGGCCAAGCGCGGCCAAACGCUCCGGCGGCACUACAAGGCGCUCGCAGAGGACGCCACGUCCAGCGUGGACGGUGACGGCGACGACAGCUACCGCAUCGACUUCAAGAGCGUCGAGGACGGCAAGCUCACGGAGAUCAUCGUUGCGGCGCAGAACGAGCCGGGGCUGCUGCUGAACGUGUCGGCGACGUUCAGCGUGGAGAAGAUCCACGUGCACGAGGCGACGAUCAACACCCUGGACGACGGCCUCGUCGUGGACAAGUUCAUCGUGUCGCGCGACGGCAAGGCGAUCCCGGAGGGGGAGUGGGACACGAUCGCGGACGCCAUCCGCGGCGUGCUGGAGUCCUCGCAGCAGUCCUCGAAGCCCGCGAUCUACGGGCAGGUCGCCGCGGCAGAGCUGCAGCGCCUGCGGCCCCUGCAGGCGCAGGACGAGGACUCGGCCGGGUCGCUGGAGCUCGCGGCCGCGGAGCUCUCGCACGCGGCCGCGCAGCUGGUCGCGGUGGAGAAGGACCUGAUCCGGCGGCGCCGCGAGGCGGAGGAGGGCGGCGGGGCGGAGGCGUCGUCGGACGACGAGAACGCGGCCACGGCCAAGCUGGAGCUGGCGCGCGCGGAGCUGGCGGCGACGCUGGAGCGGCGCAUGGCGGCGAUGGAGGCGCUGCUGGCGGCGCGGAAGAACGAGGUGAAGCCCGCGGAGCCGAGCAAGGCGCGCGGCGGCGGGGCGGACCUGCGCUUCGAGGGCGGCGGCGGCACCGGCACGGGCCCCGCGUGCGGCAGCGGGUACGAGAUCAUCCUGCAGGGGUUCAACUGGGAGUCGUGCAAGCAGCAGUGGUACAAGCACCUCAAGGGCGUCGCGGCCGACAUUGCCAAGGCCGGCGUCACCGCCGUGUGGUUCCCGCCGCCGACCGACUCGGUCAGCCCGCAGGGGUACCUCCCGCGGGACCUGUACAAGCUCGACUCGGAGUACGGCACGGAGGCGGAGCUGCGCGAGGCCCUGCGCGCGAUGAAGGAUGAGGGCCUGAUCACCAUCGCGGACAUUGUCAUCAACCACCGCUGCGCGUCGUACCAGAGCGACGACGGCACGUGGAACAAGUUCGGCGGGCGCCUGCCGUGGGGUCCGGAGGUGAUCUGCAACAACAACCCGCAGUGGAAGGGCAAGGGCGGGCACAAGAAGGAGGGCGACUACUCGGCGGCGCCCAACAUCGACCACCAGCAGGAGAAGGUCCGGAAGGACGUGAUCGAGUGGCUGAACCACAUGAAGACGGUCGGGUACGACGGGUGGCGCUUCGACUUCGUGCUCGGGUACGACGGCAAGUGGACGCGCGAGUACGUCGACGCCACGGUGCCGCUGAUGGCGUUCGGCGAGUACUGGGACGCGUGCAACUACAACGACGGCGUGCUGGACUACAACCAGGACUCGCACCGGCAGCGCACGGUGGACUGGUGCGACCGCACGGGCGGCACGAGCGGCGCGUUCGACUUCACCACCAAGGGCAUCUUGCAGGAGGCAGUGCAGCGCAAGGAGUACUGGCGGCUGGUGGACAAGGAGGGCCGCCCGCCGGGGCUGGUGGGGAUGUGGCCGUCGCGCGCGGUGACGUUCAUCGAGAACCACGACACGGGGUCGACGCUGCAGCACUGGCCCUUCCCCUGGGACCAGUCCAUGCAGGGGUACGCCUACAUCCUGACGCACCCGGGGACGCCGUGCAUCUUCUGGGACCACUUCUACGGCCCGGACAGCAUGAAGAAGGGCAUCCGCGAGCUCAUCGCGGUGCGGAAGGAGAUGGGGAUCCACAGCCGGUCGCGCGUGACGGUCCAGGUGGCGGCGACCGACGUGUACGGCGCGACGAUCGACGGGAAGGUCGCGAUGAAGAUCGGCCCGGGCGACUGGAGCCCGAACAAGGCCGGCGUCAGUGGCACGUGGGAGCGGGCGUCGACGGGGCACCACUACGCCGUCUGGAAGAACACCGACGCCCUCUAG
Molecule: messenger RNA, 2121 nt
Organism: Pedinophyceae sp. YPF-701
Lineage: Eukaryota; Viridiplantae; Chlorophyta; Pedinophyceae
Source: the annotation of a GenBank genome assembly